Messenger RNA from Menidia menidia (Atlantic silverside), 1050 nucleotides. NCBI's taxonomy places the organism in Eukaryota, Metazoa, Chordata, Actinopteri, Atheriniformes, Atherinopsidae. The record is from the annotation of a GenBank genome assembly.
AUGGCUUUGAGAGGACCGCUUUCCCAUCUUCUCAGAACUCAGCUCAGCCACACUUGCCAGCAAAGCAGAGCCCAAUCGGUGGCUGUUCUGGGCGCCCCGUUCUCAAGAGGACAGAAAAGAAGAGGCGUGGAGCACGGGCCGAAAGUUAUCAGAGAUGCGGGGCUCAUCGAGAGGCUGUCCAGUCUGGAAUACUCUGUCCACGACUUUGGCGACCUGAGCUUCCACCACCUGGAGAAGGACGAGCCUUACAUGGACGUGAAGUUUCCCCGAACGGUGGGCGCCGCCAACAAGCUGCUGUCGGGCGCGGUCAGCAGAGCCGUGGGCGCCGGCCACACGCUGGUCAUGCUGGGCGGGGACCACAGCCUGGCCAUCGGAUCGGUCAGCGGACACGCCCAGCAGUGCCCUGACCUGUGUCUCAUCUGGGUGGACGCUCACGCGGAUAUAAACACGCCCAUGUCCUCCCCGUCAGGGAACCUUCACGGGCAGCCGGUGGCCUUCAUGCUCAAAGAGAUGCAGGACAAGAUGCCGGCUCUUCCUGGGUUCUCGUGGACAAAGCCAUUCCUCUCCUCCAGGGACCUGGUGUACAUCGGACUGCGGGAUGUGGACCCCGGAGAGUACCACUUACUGAAGAAUCUGGGCAUCCAGUACUUCACCAUGCGGGACAUCGACAGACUGGGCAUCCAACGGGUCAUGGAGGUCACUCUUGAUCAUCUUCUUUCGAGGAAACAGCGACCAGUCCACUUGAGCUUUGACAUCGACGCCUUUGACCCGUCCCUGGCUCCUGCCACGGGAACGCCGGUGAACGGAGGUCUGACCUACAGGGAGGGAAUCUACAUUACGGAGGAAAUCCACAACACAGGUCUGCUGUCGGUCAUGGACCUGGUGGAGGUCAACCCCGUCCUGGGGGCCACCCCGGAAGCGGUGGAGGCCACCGCCUCUCUGGCGGUGGACGUCAUCGCGUCGUCCCUGGGGCAGACGAGGGAAGGCGCCCACGCCUCCAUCCACGCCAUCCCCGCCGAGAAGGACGACACAGAGCAGCUCUGCCUCUGA